GCCCUAGUAAUUAGUAAUACCCUGGGAAGUCAGCAGCAGCACCUUGCGGCAGUUUAGUGCGAUUCCUCGCCGCCUCGAAUGCCCGCAUCUUCCCCAACGAUAGCACCAUGAAGCCGCUAGGCUACUGGCUGCUGCUGGUGGCGUUUGCCCGCUUCUCCUCUGUCUACUUUGGUUACUUCAACAUCUGGGCGUUGCAAGUCGCAGUCUACUCCAAACGCACUAUGUCUGACGUGCACGGUCGCACCUUCGCUGCUUGGACGGCUGUCACCUGCACGCUCUGCAUCCUCUGUGCUCUGCACCUCGAGAGCCGCCCGCUAUUCCUCGCCACGUUUGCAUCCUUCGUCAUUGCCCUCGUGCACUUCCUGCUCGAGCUGCUGGUCUACAAGACCAUGACUGUCAAGAACUUCGCAGCACCGUGCUUCUUUGCUUCCGUGUCUGCCUUGUGGAUGUAUUCGGAAUUGGGAAAAUUGAGCGAUGAUGAUGAUUGAGUGGUGUAGUUUGUAGUGAUGAUAAAUGUAGGAGUGAGUUUUAUGUAGAUACAUUUUUCACAUGAAUCAAGUGUUACUCAUUGUGGUGUGCCUUUAUCCUGUUAGCGCGUUUCCUUUUCCUGCGGUUAUUCGAUUCCCAGUGGAGAUACCCUGCAGAAGAAUUAUCCGCUCAAAGGGCAUCCUUGACAAAUCCUACACGCUUCCCCCUAACCCUAGUACUGUUGUACCCACCCACAACGUUCACCUAGGCAGUUCGGCCUAGGAAAGCCUUGCUGCUGUUGUCCCUCAGACGCCUGCCACCCUCCGGGUGCAGAGCGUGUCAUGUGUGGCGUAUAGGCAGGGCGGUAGGGGAGUAAGCCCCUCGUUCGGGGGAGAGGAGUCGGUACAAUCGGGGGAAGAACCUUAGUGGUUCAAAGUUAAGACUCGUACCUACCUCGCCCAACGUCCAUGGAAUCUUCUACGCCAGCUGUGGAGGCUUUCGCGAGCGAGGUGGAAGGGGUUGAGAAGAAAUUGGAGAAUCUUUCCGUUGACGCUGAGGACGCCUGUGCUCUUUCCGCGAGUACCCUAAUCAAGGACGACAGUAACGUGUGUGCAAUUUGCCACGAAGGCAUCAUUCUUCAGGAGACGGGCUUCGUCAAGGGAUGCGAUCACUCAUACUGUAUCAACUGCAUUCUUCAGUGGGCUUCGUACAAGACCUAUCCUUGGUGUCCUCAGUGUCGCUUGCCAUUCUCAUCGCUUUACCUGUACAAAAAUCUGGAUGGCAGUGUGAGUGAUUUCAUGCUCGAAGAAACAGUGUGCCUGCUUCUCCGUGCUCCCUGGUACACGCCAGUGGAAUUCGCAUACGAAAAUGAGAUCGAACAUCCUCCUGAGUUGGAAGAUUAUGAAGAAGACGAGGAAGACUAUUACCAGAACACGUUGCGCAUUGGCAACAGGCGAUGGGGUGAGAAUGGUUAUGUGCGCCGGGGGCGCAUAGAGGCCCGUCCUGCCCCUACCCGCCCCCCUGGUGCUGCUCAGAAGGGUUCCAAUUCCAAGGAGGGGGCCUGGGACGCAGAGCGAAGCGGGCUCAGAAGAGGAUGAUGGACGAUGCCGGAACUUCUGGCUCAGGUAGCCGCACGUCUUCCCGCACCUGAAGAAUUGUGGCGUUGCAGAGUUCUGUGAGAAUUGCAGGGAUCUUGUACAGGCCGUUCUUCAGUUGCUUCUUCUCAGCUCUUCUGUCGACCUGAAGCAACUCGUUUGUUUGCACAUACAAUCAUAGCAAUAGGAUGAUUGCUGAGUGACAUUGCCAUUUGUUCAUUGCACGGUGAGGUCAAGGUCCAAGGAGUUGGAUUGAUUGUGGUCAUUAUGUGGGCAUUGUGUGCCUUGGUUGUAGGUUAUAUAUAUAAUUUUGAUUUGUGGCAUGUA
This is a messenger RNA of Closterium sp. NIES-67, 1889 nucleotides long. The record is from the annotation of a GenBank genome assembly. NCBI's taxonomy places the organism in Eukaryota, Viridiplantae, Streptophyta, Zygnematophyceae, Desmidiales, Closteriaceae.